Molecule: messenger RNA, 866 nt
Organism: Hordeum vulgare subsp. vulgare (domesticated barley)
Lineage: Eukaryota; Viridiplantae; Streptophyta; Magnoliopsida; Poales; Poaceae
Product: sigma intracellular receptor 2-like
Exons: 2
Coding region: 162-650 (162 amino acids)
Cellular component (GO): endoplasmic reticulum
Source: RefSeq, a predicted model, not a curated record
AAAGAAAAACACUCUCUCGCUUCCGCAUAUGCUCUUCUUCAUGCUCGUGCUGGCGAAAUAACCCUUGUACGCCAAAAUACAGAAGAAGGCAUCUCAUCAGAUCCCAGCCAAGAGCAUUACAUCACGCACCCACGACCAGGCACGCACGCACGGCAGGAGCGAUGGGCGUCGUCUCGGCGGUGACGGACGCGGUGGUCGUCCUCUUCUCCCUCACCAUCGCGGUGGCGGUCCCGCUCAUCGACGCGCAGGCCGUCCUCCCGCCCGACCUCUACCCGGCGCCGCUGCGGGACCUCAAGCGCUGGUACGCCGCCGAGUUCGGCGACUACCUCAUGGCCCAACCGCCGGCCUUCCUCCACGGCCUCUUCUGCCUCGAGCUCGCCUUCCUCUGGCCGCUCUCCGUCGCCACCAUCUACGGCGUCCUCGCCGGCCGCCGAUGGGCCGCCACCACCUCCCUCAUGGCCGGCGUCACCACCCUCACCUCCAUGUCUGCAAUACUUGGUGAGAUGCUGGGCUCAGGAAAGGCAACGCCCAAGCUACUUCAGAUGUAUGUUCCAUACGCCGUGUUUGCUGUCAUUGCCAUUCUGCGCGGUCUCUGCUCAUGCUCGGCGCCUCCGUCGCCUGCAUCUUCUGCUCGGAAGAAGAGGGUCUAGAUUGCAUUUUCAUCUCUGACAUUUUUCAUCGAUAAAACAUUUUCACUAGCUGUAAGAUGCUUUCUUUUGAGAAUUUUGUUCAACGGCUGUACCUUUUAACCCAUCAUUCAACACCCAAUGGAAUGGAAUGUCCAUACUGCCAAAAUUAAAUUAGUUCACAAUUUGAAAAAGGAUUGUACUGCAUCUGUUCUAUGAUAGACCACGUUCAAGAGAGCA